UGGGCGGGCUCGAGGGCUGGGACGAAGCGGAAAGCUGACCGGGAGGAGAAAGAAGCCCGCCCCCGGAAGUCCCGCCUGUCUCCGCAGCUUGUUCCCGGAAGUGCUGCUGCUAGUCACGGACGCAAUGGCUUCAAGGUUACUUCGCGGAGCUGGAGCGCUGGCCGCCCAGGCCCUGAGGGCUCGCGGCCCCAGUGGCACGGCCGCGGUGCGCUCCAUGGCAUCUGGAGGUGGUGUUCCCACUGAUGAAGAGCAGGCGACUGGGUUGGAGAGGGAGGUCAUGCUGGCUGCAAAGAAGGGACUGGACCCAUACAAUAUACUGGCCCCAAAGGGAGCUUCAGGCACCAGGGAAGACCCUAAUUUAGUUCCCUCCAUCUCCAACAAGAGAAUAGUAGGCUGCAUCUGUGAAGAGGACAAUACCAGCGUCGUCUGGUUUUGGCUGCACAAAGGCGAGGCCCAGCGAUGCCCCCGCUGUGGAGCCCAUUACAAGCUGGUGCCCCAGCAGCUGGCACACUGAGUACCUGCACUAAAUUACUCAAAAUGUGCUGUAAAGUUUCUUCUUUCCAGUAAAGACUAGCCAUUGAAUUGGCUCCUUCUCCCAUA
Nomascus leucogenys (northern white-cheeked gibbon) is the source of this 600-nucleotide messenger RNA. Its product is annotated as cytochrome c oxidase subunit 5B. The record is from RefSeq and is a predicted model, not a curated record. Gene Ontology annotation, biological process: mitochondrial electron transport, cytochrome c to oxygen. Gene Ontology annotation, cellular component: mitochondrial envelope. Lineage: Eukaryota; Metazoa; Chordata; Mammalia; Primates; Hylobatidae.